CUUAAAAGUCGGCACUCUACCGACAAAACAGAGACAGAGAUUACGAUAUUGAGCAGACACAAAACAGAGUGAGAUUACGGCAACAAAAACAAAGCAACGAUGUCGAUUUCUAGCAAUAAGUCAAUCGUUGUGAGACGAGUGUUUGCUGAAGAUUUAGACAAUGAACUCUGGUUAAUUAGGGCAGCAAUUUUGAGGUAUCCUUUUGUAUUUAUGGAUACUGAAUUUCCGGGGACGAUUUUUAAACCAAGUAAGCAAGUGGUUUUUGAAGACAAUCCCGUUAUUAAUUAUCAUUAUAUGAAGUCGAAUGUUGAUGCGCUUCAAAUUAUUCAGCUCGGCUUGAGUCUUUCGGAUGCUCAAGGUAAUUUGCCGGAUUUUGAUUCUCCCUUUCGUUAUGUUUGGGAAUUUAAUUUUAAAGAUUUCAAUAUCAAUCGAGACCACUAUGCUAGCACUUCGAUCGAGCUGCUCAAACGUCAAGGAAUAGAUUUUGAGAAGAAUAAAGAGAAGGGGAUUGAUUCUAGAGAUUUUGCAAAGAAGCUUUGGGAUUACGGUUUGGUUUUCAAUUGUUAUGGUCUGAAUGGUAUUACUUGGAUUACUUUUCACGGUGCUUAUGACUUUGGAUUCAUGCUAAAGAUGCUUACUCAAAGUCCAUUGCCUUUGGAUCUUCACUCAUUCGUGCAUCAAUUGGCUUAUUUCUUUGGCUACAAUGUUUUCGACCUCAAACACACAUUCAAACUAUUAGGGUUGCUGGGUGGUUUAGAGAAAAUAGCUCAAACUUUAAAAGUAACUCGUAUUGUCGGAUCAAGUCAUCAAGCCGGGUCGGACAGUCUACUCAUGCUUCAAUGUUUUAUGAAGCUCAAGAGUAAGAAAAUUUUUGAAUCUGAAUGGAAUGAGGCGAAUCAAAUACUACUGAGUCCUCUAGCAUUAUACGGGCUAGUUCAAAUCAUAGGAUGAAAUAUUAUACUCUCUUUUAUGUCUCUUUUGAUUAGUGACAUAAAAGCAAUGUUAUUGAAGAUAUUACAUUAAUAUGUUUCCAAAACUAUAAUCUCCUACUGAUUGAUGAUUUUUUUUA
Molecule: messenger RNA, 1069 nt
Organism: Gossypium raimondii (Peruvian cotton)
Lineage: Eukaryota; Viridiplantae; Streptophyta; Magnoliopsida; Malvales; Malvaceae
Product: probable CCR4-associated factor 1 homolog 11
Exons: 1
Coding region: 100-951 (283 amino acids)
Cellular component (GO): P-body; CCR4-NOT core complex; CCR4-NOT complex
Molecular function (GO): nucleic acid binding; poly(A)-specific ribonuclease activity
Source: RefSeq, a predicted model, not a curated record